AUGUAUUGUAUUCAUUAAUCGAAGAAUGGAUAAUAAGGGGAGAGAAUUAAAUCUAUAGUGAUUGUGGUUCUGUACGGCUUUUUGGGGCAUAUAAUGCCUUUGCUAAAGGUACAUCAGCUACUAAGUUAUUUUAAUUACCACCUCAUCAUACAGUAUAGCUUACACUGGAAUUUUGGAAGUAAGAAUUACUUUAAACAAUUUUAGACUAGACACCUGGAAUGGAGAAAGUUUUUUCAUUUAUUUAGAUUAAAUCUUAGGUUUCUAUGAAGCUAAUUAAUUAUGCGGAUGGUCAUAUGGGGAUAUUACAGUUUAGAUAAGCAUUACAUAACCCCAUAACUUUUAAUCUCUCUUUAUUUUAACGAUAUCUAAUUUAGAUUAAGGUCCGACAAAUGUACUCAAUAUAUAAUGAUAUAAAUUUAGGAAUUAUGGGGAAUCCGUAAUUUUAAAUUAUAUAUAUUUCCAUGCCCUUCUGGAUGCUUAACCUGCAUUUCAUCAGACUCCAGAGAAGAUUGCAUAUUUUGGAAUCUUAUUGAAAAUAGUCUAAACAAUAUUGAUUUUGAUAGCUUUAACUUUGAUGGAUGGACAAUAGAUAGAGGAUAUAAAUCUACUAGUAACUGUUUAUGUAAUUAUAUUAAUACAAACUAAAGCUAUUCCAUUACUUGGAGGUUUUAAAUACACUGGAGAAAGUAGUUACUUAUUCAAAACAAUAAAUUUACCAACUCAUAGUUAAGUUAAGAUUUAAUUCAGAUUUAUGAUCUUAGAUAAAUGGAAUUCUAAACAAGCAUAUUUAUCAGUUGAUAAUACAUUGAGAUGGACAAAAACAUUUAAUUACAAUAAUAGAAAAAUAUCGAAUAUAUGCGGUGACAUUUAUGAUGAUAUACCAUUUAAUGAUCAAUUUACAAUUGCCCAUACAGAAUCAUCAAUAACAUUACUAUUUAAUACUAAUUUAAAUUAAGAUAUGUAAAAUUGGAAUUAGAGACAUACAAAUAUUUAUAGGUAAAUAUAUUUGUUCGUAUUUUAGAUUGUCUUUUUGGUUCUUCUUUUAAUCAAGCAUGCGGAUUGAUUUGUGGAAAUGGAAUUCUAGAGUAAAAUGA
Messenger RNA from Paramecium sonneborni, 1094 nucleotides. NCBI's taxonomy places the organism in Eukaryota, Ciliophora, Oligohymenophorea, Peniculida, Parameciidae. The record is from the annotation of a GenBank genome assembly.